Messenger RNA from Fulmarus glacialis (Northern fulmar), 689 nucleotides. Its product is annotated as telomerase-binding protein EST1A-like. The annotation marks the transcript as partial. The transcript has 4 exons. Gene Ontology annotation, cellular component: nucleus. NCBI's taxonomy places the organism in Eukaryota, Metazoa, Chordata, Aves, Procellariiformes, Procellariidae. The record is from RefSeq and is a predicted model, not a curated record.
UGAUAAACGAGCUGGAUGGCCUGGCCAAGGGCCCGGAGAUGGAGCACCGGGCCGCAGGCUAUGCCCGCCAAGUGCAGGAGAGAGCCAGGAAGUCCAUCGAGUUCCUGGAGGAGCGAUUCGAGAGCCGGGACAACUGCUUGAGGGCUCUGACCAGCCGAGGCAACGAGCUGGAGUCCAUCUCCUUCCGCAGCGAAGACACCACCGGCCAGCAGGGAAACAACGAUGACCUGAUUCUGUCCUGCUGCCUCCACUAUUGCAACGACAAGGCCAAGGAUUUCAUGCCCUCCAACAAAGACGAUCCCAUCCAUUUGCUCAGGGAAGUGGUUUUGCUGACGGACGACCGGAACCUGCGAGUCAAAGCGUUGACCCGCAACGUGCCGGUGCGGGACAUCCCCACCUUCCUCAAGUGGGCCCAGGAGGGCUGAGGGAGCCGAGUGGGGCCGACAGCCCCUGAGCGAGUCACGCAGCCUGUUACAGUGGGAGACCGGCUUCAGCGGCAGCCCUCGCCACGCGCCGCCACCGCCUUCCAGCCCACCACGAACAAUAAACGCCACGUCUUCAACCCACCCCAGAAUGGCCAUGCUGUGAAGGGCCCCCCCCCGAGGGCAGACCAGCUGGGAAGGUCAUUGCUGUGGAUGGUUCACGUGGAGGCUGCGCCGUUGAGGGUCCCAUCAGCCUUCGGGCGGUGC